UCACACAGCCUGUGUCCCUACUGGCAUAGCAGUUGAGGCUAGGUCCUGGCUGCCAUUCCCCAAGCUUGGGUAGAAGACUCCACUUCUAACAGUGAGCUCAUCAACCCUGAAUCUUAGUUGCUAGAAUUUUAUUUAGAUUCCCGAGAAGAUGCCCUGUUUCCUGAAGUUUGUGUCAUUUGUGCUUGUUGUUCUCUGUCGGCUCUCGUCCAGCUAUGACUUUGCACGCAGUGGAUCGAAGAACUUCGACCUCCGGACAGUGGUCCUGCUCAUCAUCGGUGGCAGCAUCCUGAUAGCCAUAAUCAUACUGACCGGCAUUGUCAUAGGCCUGUACGUCAAAGUGUCCAAAGUGCUGAUAGCUGCAAAGGAACUUUUGUGUGUAAACAGUCAUUUAGCCAAGGACACGCAGGACCACAUCAUUCCUGUGAAAGCUUUCACCACGGAUUCCUGUCGUGCGCUCCCAUGCUGUGACGACUGUAACGUGUAUGCGAAUUUCGAUCCCCUGCCACCUUGCUCCUGUGCAACCAACGAGGGACUCUGACUCGGGAAAUGUGGGCACUAAAAUCUUCAUGAGCAGUAUUUCCCUCUUAUUAGAAUGUCCUACUAUCCAAUCAGGUUCUGUAGUAUUUACAUUACACGAUUUCUGUACAAUGUUAUUUUAUGUGCUUUUGAGUAAAUGUAUGGUAUUAAAGAGAA
Oryctolagus cuniculus (rabbit) is the source of this 693-nucleotide messenger RNA. RefSeq names its product protein FAM24A. The record is from RefSeq and is a predicted model, not a curated record. NCBI's taxonomy places the organism in Eukaryota, Metazoa, Chordata, Mammalia, Lagomorpha, Leporidae.